Messenger RNA from Penicillium paradoxum, 2724 nucleotides. RefSeq names its product phosphatidylinositol 3-kinase VPS34. Gene Ontology annotation, biological process: phosphatidylinositol-3-phosphate biosynthetic process; phosphatidylinositol-mediated signaling; autophagy of peroxisome. The transcript has 2 exons. The annotation marks the transcript as partial. NCBI's taxonomy places the organism in Eukaryota, Fungi, Ascomycota, Eurotiomycetes, Eurotiales, Aspergillaceae. Gene Ontology annotation, cellular component: phosphatidylinositol 3-kinase complex, class III, type I; peroxisome; membrane. The record is from RefSeq and is a predicted model, not a curated record. Gene Ontology annotation, molecular function: 1-phosphatidylinositol-3-kinase activity.
UGGAACCUGUCACUCUCCGAACAGGCGCCAGAGAUGGAAGCCUUUACCUUUGCUGUAACCACCCAAGUGGACAUACCUAUACGAAUCAAGAUUGGCUCCUUAGAGGGGAAGCAGAAGCCGAUCCCGUACACCGUUCUUGAUGAAAAUGCCGAGUUGCGGCAUAUAGCCUCUGUGCAAGACUCUGUCUCUGACCUCUACGUGACCGCUCAGAUAUGGUCAGAAUCAAAGCCAUUGGGCGUGCCAAUGAAAACCAAAUACAAGCCGUUUAAAGCCAAUCGAGUAUGGAAUGAAUGGCUCGAGUUGCCCAUGUCGAUCAAGGAUGCAGAGCGCAAUGCUCAGCUAGCAAUUACCAUAGUUGAUUUGUCUCCACUCGCCGCUGAUAGGAUUACCCACAUCCCAUUUGGCGGAACUACUAUCACUUUGUUUGACGAAGAUGGAAAAUUGAAGAUGGGCAGACAGAAGUGCAAGGUUCACCUACACAAGGAUGCCGAUGGGUCCGCUUCGACUUCCACCCCCUCUGUCCCACCGCCUAAGCGUCGUAAACCGAAUACUCGUGAUAUUUCUCAGCAGUCACCCGAAGAAGCAGAACUGGAACGCGUGGAGGUCUUGAUCAAGAAACAUGAAAUGGGCGAGAUCCCCCGUGUUGACUGGAUGGAUCAAUUGCUCUUCCGUGAGUUGGAGAAGCUGAAGUUAAACGCGGAUGAAGCGGCUCAAAAGCGUGCCCUUGAACUUGAUACAAUCCUGCAAAAGGGCUCGAAGCACGGCAAAGGCCAAGACGAUAGUUCUGACGAAGAAAGCCUCGAAGAUGAGUAUUUCAAUCUCUACGUCGAGUUUCCACGCUUUGAUCAUCCAAUUGUAUGGGCUGAUCAUGAGUAUCCUCCUCCGCCCAUUUCAUCUUGGGCCCAAAAUGCACUUCCACAUCCUAAUGCGACUCUUAAACCGGUUCCAGAGGUUCAAUUUGGACCAGGAAUUGCCUAUGCCGAUCCUCACAACGUCAUUCAAAUUUACGAUCCCGAGGUUGGUCAAAUCGGAAAUCCCUGUGAGGACAAGCAUCGGCGUUUGAUACGAAGCCAUCGAACUGGUAUCAUGGAUCGUGAUCUGAAGCCUAACCCUAAAAUCAGAGAUGAUCUCAAUAUGAUUAUCUCUUACGAACCGACGCAAGACCUCACUGCCGAAGAGAAGGAUCUAAUAUGGCGAUUCAGGUAUCAUCUCACCCGAGAGAAGAAGGCAUUGACCAAAUUCGUCAAAUCGGUCAACUGGCGGGAUGUCGGGGAAUCACGGCAAGCCGUUGAAAUGUUCCCUAAGUGGACCGAGAUUGACGUGGAUGAUGCUUUGGAGAUUCUCGGUCCUACUUUUGACAAUCCUGCUGUCCGUUCAUACGCCGUGGAAACACUGCGAAAAGCGGAUGAUGAGGAGUUGCUUUUAUAUCUUCUUCAAUUGGUGCAGGCUCUGAAAUAUGACGCGACUCCUGAUAAUAAUCCAGACGCGGCUCCUCAAGAGUCUUCACUCGCACACUUUUUGAUUUCACGCGCAGCUAAUAACUUCAAACUUGGAAAUUAUCUACAUUGGUAUCUUAUGGUCGAAUUCGAUGAUGCUGAUGCAGUUCAGCGUCGUCUAUUUGCGCGAGUUGAAUACUAUUUCAUGGUCGAACUGGAAAAGAUUCAUCCUGAGCAUAGAAAGACACUGUUACAUCAAGGUGAAAUGGUGGCAGUGCUCUCCAAGGUUGCCAAGGAUGUCCGGUUCUCGCGUGACAACAGAGUCGGCAAGAUCGAGAUGUUGAAAAAGUAUCUCCGUGACCCUGAGAACGACCUAGUCAACAUUGAUCCACCCCUGCCAUUGCCUUUAAACCCCGAUAUCCAAGUGGUUGGCUUAUACCCCGAUGAAUCAAACGUCUUCAAAUCUACGCUUUCUCCGUUGCUUAUCACAUUCAAGACGUCUGACGGUGAACGUUAUCCGAUGCUGUUCAAAGUCGGCGAUGAUCUUCGCCAGGAUCAAUUGGUCAUCCAGAUUAUCAUUUUGAUGGAUCGUCUUCUGCAAAAGGAGAAUCUUGAUCUGAAAUUGACUCCUUAUCGGAUUCUUGCCACCAGCGCAACAGCCGGCGCUGUGCAAUUUAUUCCUUCAAUUUCCCUUUCUGCCGCAUCCGCCAAGUACAAAUCCAUUCUCGCCUAUCUACAGGUGAAUAAUCCAGAUGAUAAUGAGCCUCUUGGCGUCCGCAAGGAGACAAUGGACACAUACAUCAAAUCAUGCGCGGGAUACUGUGUCAUCACGUACCUUCUCGGUGUUGGUGACCGGCAUCUCGAAAAUCUACUUCUAGCGCCGGAUGGUCACUUCUUCCACGCCGACUUUGGCUUCAUUCUCGGUCGUGACCCGAAACCCUUUGCACCCAUGAUGAAACUUUGCAAGGAAAUGGUUGAGGGAAUGGGUGGUACAACUUCGCCACACUAUUUGCAGUUCAAACAGUACUGCUACACCGCUUACACCACGCUGCGCAAGUCUGCCAACCUGAUCCUCAACCUCUUCAGUCUGAUGGUGGAUGCCAAUAUCCCUGACAUUCGAGUGGAGCCCGACAAAGCUGUCCUCAAAGUAAAAGAACGGUUCCAUCUCGAAAUGACCGAGGAGGAGGCUAUCCGUCACUUCGAGCAACUCAUUGCGGAUAGCGUUAACGCUAUCUUCGGCGUUGUGAUUGAUCGCCUGCAUGAUUUCGUGCAAGGCUGGCGAGCCUAG